AUGGAUCAUGACAAGGAUAACCUAGCCACAAAGAAGGUCAGAAACAGAGAUGUAACGGACGCAUUAAAUCAAGUGGAAACAGGGGACUCACCCAAAACUUCUCAGAUAGUCAGAGAGCCCUGCUCAUUCAAAGAUUCCCUAAUUCAGGGGCAGCAGCUCCAGAACUCCAAAGGUUUUCAUCUAGAGGAGGUAACUGCAGAGCCAGAAGAUACCACUUAUACUGUGAUUAAUGGUAUGCCGUCAAUUAUCUUUGCUGAUCGAGUCAAACAGAAAAUGGAGAAAGCAAUGGCCUGUUCAAUAGUGGUCAGACCCUUGGGUAGAAAUUUCAGUAUUUUGGCAAUCAAUAAGCGGGUCAUGAAUCUCUUACAACCAAAAGGUGAUAUACACUUGGUUGAUUUGAUUGACGGGUAUCAUAUAAUCUGGCUCACUCAUGAAGAGGACUAUUAUAAUGCACUCCUCAAUGGUCCAUGGUCUAUUGUGGACCAUUACAUCACUGUUCUUCUAUGGAAAUUGGAUUUUGAUACAAAAGCGGAUAACAUUUUGGCUAUUGCAGCUUGGAUUGGGAAGUACCUGAAAGUUGAUGGAAACGCUCUCCUCACAGAAAGGGGAAGAUACGUGACAAUAGCGGUUGAAUUGGACCUCACUAAACCGCUGGUCGAAAAAGUCAAUGUAGACGGCAAGGCUCUUACAGUUGAAUACGAGGAUAUCCGUAGAAUAUGCUUCACCUGCGGCAAGUAUAGCCACACCAAGGAUGAAUGCUCCAUACCGUGA
Molecule: messenger RNA, 771 nt
Organism: Oldenlandia corymbosa var. corymbosa
Lineage: Eukaryota; Viridiplantae; Streptophyta; Magnoliopsida; Gentianales; Rubiaceae
Source: the annotation of a GenBank genome assembly